AUGUUUUGUCAAGCUACACCUUGCGAAGAGGAGCUAGAAGUUUACGAUGUUCUUCGUCGAGAGAGUUAUUCGAAUACGGACGGGGAGAAAACCGUGAAUUUGUUAUAUGCCGAGAAUAUUUUCUCUUUUGGUUAUUAUAUGUACGUUGUUGUAAAACAUUUGGAUUUGGAACGUGCGAUAUUGUCGUUGGAUGUGAUUUUAACGUCCGUACGUUGUGCUAGAAAGCAUAUUGUAUCAAGAUUUUUGGUAAAAUGGUUACCCUCUAUCACCAAGCGUCGUGUUUGUCGGGAAUCUAUGGGGUGUCGUAUGCCUCGGUACACAAGUGGUUGCAGACAUGGAUAUUUUGAUACUUAUUCUCAAAUGUCAAAUAAUUUGAACGAUAUUUAUUAUGCGCUGAUGAGGGAAUCACUGAAAAAAGAACUCGCGGACGUGAAGGAGAUUUGUAGAACACUCUGUUUAGACUAUAACGUAUUUGUUAGCGAACAUUUAAUUCAAACUUAUAUUAUUUAUGCACAAAAAUAUUAUGCGAAUAGAAGUUAUUUUACUAAUGAACUGUAAAUGUAAUGCGGCCAAACCGUAUUGUGUUUGCGAGUGUAUAAUAAACAGAUUUAUAAAUAAAAAAUAAAAAUUUUUAUCAUUCAGUGUGUGUGUGUUAUCUAGUAUGGAGGUUGUAGAGCGUUGGUUUGAAAAACAACAUAAUCAAAUUCAAAAUUGGGAAAAAAAUCAUGUACGAAAAUAUCAAAAAGAUAUUGUCAGCCGAAUUACACACGUUAUGGAUUGUGAAGCAUACACGUUGGGGAAAAAUCAAGUUUAUUUAAGAGAGGUGUCUGUGUAUCGGAUACGAGACGAAAAGACAUUUUCAUUUCAAAUUUAUAUGCCCGAUAUUUAUAUAAAUCCAAGGGUAGUACACUAUCAAAUUCACCACGUACAUGGUCUACCCGUGGUGCGUGAAAAAAACGAGGAUUUUUUACAAUAUCGUGACGUGUAUAAAGUGUUAUGCGAAGAGUUUAUGACCUCUGCAGAUUUGGUGGGUUAUAAGGGUGGUACUAUCGAAAGAGAUUUAUUAAAGAAAUUGGGUACAAAGGGAAUUAAUAUCGAGUUAUUGGGGUGUGAAAAGUAUGCGAACUUGAUUACCAAAUAUGGUAUGACACCCGAACGUUGUCCGUAUCAUUUGUAUGGUGAUUAUCAUUGUUCAAGACAUGAAGUUCAGGUAUUUGCACAUUUCUUAAACGAGUUAGCACAAACAUGUCGGACUUCAUAG
Molecule: messenger RNA, 1261 nt
Organism: Paramuricea clavata
Lineage: Eukaryota; Metazoa; Cnidaria; Anthozoa; Malacalcyonacea; Plexauridae
Source: the annotation of a GenBank genome assembly